Aureobasidium pullulans EXF-150 is the source of this 1778-nucleotide messenger RNA. RefSeq lists its product as uncharacterized. The coding region runs from base 84 to 1778 and encodes 564 amino acids. The transcript has 5 exons. The record is from RefSeq and is a predicted model, not a curated record. NCBI's taxonomy places the organism in Eukaryota, Fungi, Ascomycota, Dothideomycetes, Dothideales, Saccotheciaceae.
CCUUCUAUUUCUUUGCUCUGGACUCUUGGUUUCCUAUCACUUUCGCAAUUCAGCAUCUGCAGAACUCAACUCACCAAAUCACCAUGUCUACCUCCAACACUACCAAUGCCAAUGGCGCCGGCUCUCCCGUCACUCCUCCCGUCGAGCCUGCCUACCGUACCGAGGUCAUCAAGACCUUGAACGAACAAUUCGCAAAGAGCAAGGAAGGCAUCUACCUCAGGCUGCCACAACCCAACCCUCGCGGCCACCUCCGUCUCUUCAAGACCUUCAAAUGGACCGCCGCUCAGCUCAGUCGCUUCUCCGCCGAUGGCACUCUUCCCUACGACAUCGACACCAUGCCUCUACGCUUCAAGCCUGUCGACCUCGACAUUUGGAUUUUCGACGGCAGAGGUAGCACCGACACGUCGCUACCUGAGAUCGAGAUGGAUCCGCUGCCUGAUCUUGAGCAAUUCCCGGCUUUGGUCAUUUUUGACUUCGGUAUUCCUGAGUGGUUGUGUAUGAUGCCUCCUGGCGCUCUUCGUUGGGUGUCUACUGGUCAGAACAAGGGUCGCUUUGUGCUCAAGCCAGGCGCUGUACCUAUCCCUACAACCCGCAAGUUUCCCAGCGGUCGCCGAAUCUUCUCCAGCAACACCAACAUGGCUUCAAGUGGUAUCGAGGGCUUCAGAAAUGUGUACGACAUCAUGGAAGCCUGUGCAGCUGGUGACAAGAUUCGACUUCGACGCGCUGCACGCAAGAUCCGGCUUGUCCUGAUGUGCGCCGACAAUGCCACCUUGGACGAAGAGCAUCGCACAGCUCUCACCGCCAUCCUCGGCCUGCUGGUCCCGAGCUGGGAAGAAGCUGAGAAACUCCGCCUUGAGGCAGCCCAAUCAUACCUUCAUGUGCGCGGCAAGGCAGCCCUCUGCUGCAAGAAUGCCGAAGCCCGUGUUGACGACAAGAUCCGCCACCACAUCCUCGACGAGCUCACUGGAAAGCAGAAGAGAUCUGCACCUCCUUCUGGUCUGCGCACUCUCCAGAUUCAGAACGAGCGCCAGGCAAGAGAGAAUCUGAAAGAACUGGGUCUGGCCUACAGAUAUGCCAUCGUCAAGAUGUAUCCUGAGCGUGCCUUCGACCAUCCAGAUCUCAAACACGUCCUGGAGAUGAGAGCUAUGGAGCUGGCAAGUCUUAGGUACAAUGGCUUUGUCGAGGUUGAAGGAUGUCAUCAACUGGACUUCCUGUUUGACGGAUACUUCGAAGCUCUCGCCCGCCACCACGAUAUGGAGAGCCUUGAAGACUUCGACCCCGAUAUCGACGCCAUGCCGCCGAGCACUCGUCCGUCGAAACCAGCCAGUCAGAAGGUCAGACCCGAACAGAAGCCCCAGUCGCCUAAGCAGAAGUCCAAGUCGCCUGAACAGCAACUCGUUGCCUCCGAGCAGACGCCCUUGUCGUCUGCAGAAGCCGAGCGCAAGAAGACGAAGAACAAGAAACGCAACCAGCGCAAGAGAGCCGCCGAAAAGAUCAAGGCAAAGGAUGCCGUUGCUACUGUCUCUGAGCCUGAUGACUCUGAGCCUAAGGCAGAGCUCGAAACCAGCAUGGCUCUGGUGAAGAUCAGCCCAUCAUCUGCUGCUUCGGUCGAAUACCCCAGGGUCAAGUUCAUCCCGCAGCCCAAGGACAAGGUAUGGAUGGACCAUGGCUGUAUCAAGUCGGAAGCCUGUACCAAGUACUUUGAAAUUCUCCGGGAAGCUAUGCUCAAAGUUCCUAUCGGCAAUCUCGAGAGACGUGUUUAUGGUCCUCAACCGUAA